Messenger RNA from Sitodiplosis mosellana (orange wheat blossom midge), 2982 nucleotides. RefSeq names its product protein DEK (gene Dek). The record is from RefSeq and is a predicted model, not a curated record. The coding region runs from base 904 to 2382 and encodes 492 amino acids. Gene Ontology annotation, biological process: regulation of double-strand break repair; chromatin organization. Gene Ontology annotation, cellular component: nucleus. Lineage: Eukaryota; Metazoa; Arthropoda; Insecta; Diptera; Cecidomyiidae. Gene Ontology annotation, molecular function: DNA binding; histone binding. The transcript has 10 exons.
CGAUGCUUAAAUUGUGAAAUUGAUAUUCUUUGUAUCUUGGUUUAUUUCAAACACUUCAAAUUCAUCUCGAAAAUGUUUCAAUAAAAGGAGCCAUAAAAAUUGCAAUCUGUUUUAAUUUUGGAAAACUAAUUUUCUUCUGAAGAAAACCAAAUUAAUUUUCAUAUGGAUCCAUUUUGGUCGAUUUCUAGGCACAGAAUGCGAUGCAAUGCGGUGACUGUAAUAAUGUCAUAGCCCUAAUUUUUCGCUUGAGAAUCUGAUUGUUUUGCCUCAUUACCAUAGAAAAAAAUAAUAAAACGCUUGACGUCCAGCAGUUGUGCAUUAGACGCGCGUUGUUGAAAGAGAGCGAAAGAGAGCGAGACAGAGAGCCACACUCUGUCGGCAGGCAAUCGUCGUGUAUGUACGCGGCACCAUUGGAGUGAGCAUUUAUGUGUGCAUCAUCACCAUCAUCAUCAUCAUCAUCAAGUGUUGUGUAUCGCACGCGUUGUAUGUCGAUGUGUAAGAUUUUUUGGUUGGUUUUAAAGUCGGCGGCGAACCAAAGUAAGCGCGUUGACAAGCGACAUACACAUAACACAAAUAGAGAGAGAGUCGCAAAUUGAAAAUAAAUACAAGACGAGGAGAGCAAGCAGGCAAACGACGAAAACUCAAGAAGAGAGAAGAAAAAAAAAACACACACAACAUUUUCGUUGUAAAUUGAUUGUUGUUUUUUUUCUAUUAUUCCAACGAUUACAUUUUAUCGGUUUGAAAAAAUUCCGAAGAGGAUCGUUUCGAACCCAUAGUUUUCGUGAAUAUUCAGUGUGUGAUUUAGAAAUUGAAUAGUCCAGUAGGGAAAAAUAACAGAGUGUGUGUGUGCAUAUAAAAGUCAAAACAGACAAUUGCGUACGAUACUUUGAAAAGAAAUAAAAUAUGUCGGAAAAUGCAAAGAAUUCAGACGAACCAGUGGUGGACGAUAAGAAGGCCGAUGCCACUGAAAAUGAUAAGACCAAUGUAAGCGGCGUUGACAAUAAUUCGGUCAACAAUAAAACCGAAAAAGCAGGGAAUACAAAAGCAACAACAAAUUCAUCCAAGUCAAAUGACGAUACAGAUAAGAAUGCAAAAAAAUCCAACGACGAUGACUCGGCGGAGGCGGGAAAAGGCACCGCUCUGGGCGAAAUACCGAAGAUUGAGAAAUACAUUACCAAUACACGAAUAGAUGGUUUGCAAACUCUAUACCAGAUUUGCUUCCAAUCGGUUGGCAAAACAAAUGUGCUGAAGAAGAAUCUGCGUUCAUUCGACGGUUUCGAUUUUGAAGUCGGUUCCAGUGACUUCAAAAAGCGGUUGGAAUUGACACAAAAGAUUGAAUUGGCCAAAUUAAAAGCAGUAUGUGAGGGCUUACAGCUGGACAAAAAGGGAGCAAAGGAUGCAAUUUGUCAAAGGAUAUGCGAAUUUCUUGCUGCACCACACAAAAUUGACGCACCUACUGACGAUGAAGAAGAUGAAGACGACGAAGAAGAGGAAGUUGAAGAAGAGGAAGAAGAUGAAGAGCCAGAAAAACCAAGAUCAAAAGGUCGCGGAAAUGCACGAAACACUGUGUCCAAGACCGGCAGACCACGUCGAUCAACAGCAGGACGUGGCAAAGCCGAUACCUCGGCCUAUGUUGAGUACUCCAGCAGCUCCGAUGAAGAGGAAGCAACUGUAAAUCGUGGCAAGCCAGCAAAGCGCCGCAGAGAUGAAUCAGACAGCGGAUCAGAUUACAAUCCAUCGGGAUCAGGUGAUUCAGAUGCAGCAAGAAAGGGUUCAAGAUUUUCCGCACGUGGCCGACCCCCGGCAGGAAGCCGACGCAGUGCACGUCGUCGCCGAUCCACUUCGGAGGAAGAAGAAUCGUCACCGACAUCCGAUGAUGAUUUCAGCGAUGAACCGAAGAAAAAGCCGAAAACACCAACACGCUCCGGCCGAGGUGCACCUCCGCGUCGAGGUCGCAAAGCAAAAGAAACGGAAUCCGAAGUGAGCGAAGAGGAAGAAGAAGAUGUGUCUGAGCCCGAAAGCGACAAAAGCGAGGAGUCGCCAAAACGAAAGGCACCCACAAAGAAUAAUGCUAACAACAAAAGCACACCGCAACGUUCAAAACGAGCCGCGGCCGCUGCAAAGCCACUAAAGGAAGAGAGUAGUGGAGAGAAUGAAUCUGAAGACGACGAGCCAUUGUCGAAAAAGGCCAAGCCAUCACCAUCACCACCAACGGAUGAUGAAAUCAAGAAAAUCGUCAAAGAAAUUCUGGAUAAAGCGAAUUUAGAGGAGAUCACAAUGAAAACCGUGUGCCGAAAUGUGUAUUCAAAAUACCCAGAUUUUGAUUUGUCGCACAAAAAAGAAUUCAUCAAGACGACGGUUAAAUCGUUGAUUUCAACAUAAAAAGCCAUCGUCAUCGAAACCGAUUGUGAGCUAAAGCAAAUUUAUUCGGCUUAGACAUAAAAGUGGAAGAGGCCCAAAAGAAGAUUCAACAUCAAGAACAAGAACUAUAACACGCAAACACUAAAGAAAACACCAUCACCACAUACACGCAAAAACACACAUUGAAAGAAGAAGAAGAAGAAGAAGAAGAAGAAAAAGAAAACACACAGACACAUUGACAACUAUACACACAUGUAAUUGAUCAAGAACUCUCGAUAAAUCGCAGCAUAUCCAACAAUGUUAAUUCCUUAAUUGCAAAAUGCCUUUCAAAUUGAUUUGCAUGUGUUCUUUUUUUGUCAAAUAUUUUCAUUUGAAAUUUUAUUCUUUUGGAGAAUUUAAUUAUUUACACACAAGUCUCAGCACACACAAAUAAGAUACCAUGUGUGUAUUCCUUUUCAUUUUCUUUAUAAUAAUAUUAUUAUUGUAUAUUAAUGACGCGUAAACUUACAAUUUUUUCUCCGUUUUCUUUUGCUAGUUUUAAAAGAAAUUUAAUCAUUUUUCACAUCUCUGCAUUGAAAAUAAAAAAUUAAAUGAUAUAUGACAAAUUGUUGGAAAUAAAAA